UUGUGUUCGAAGUUUCUACAGAAACAGGGUAAAACCGAGAGAUUCCUGUCGUGAGAACUGUGUUGAUUCACUGCGGGUGGAUCUCUGGAUGGCUUCCCCUCACCCAGAGUGUCCGACACGGCUCCAAGGCCGUGACUCGACACCGGAAACCGCUUCACAUCCUCCGGCAGAAGCUCAUGGCCGUGACCAAGUACAUUCCUCCAGAGAGGGUCACUCCUGCAGGAGCCUACCCAGCCCCAACCAAGCGAGUCCAGGAGGAGAAUGCUCUGAUGUUGCUCCUCAAGAGGGAUCUGAAGAAGCUGUUCCAGGACAGUAAGAUGGUCGCUGUGGUCCAGAACAACGCCAGCAACUCUGAAGACAUGAUGCUUCUCAAGAACAGACUCUUCAAACAUGGCAUCCUCGUCAAGUUCUUCCCAAACCAGGUGACGCGGUCGUUCCUGAUGGACAGUGCCUACAGCAACAUGGCUCCUCUGUUCAUUGGUCCGACGGUGCUGUUUGUUAGUAAAGAGCCGAAGGUGAAGGAGAUGCUGAAGGCGCUGAGGUCCAGUCCUCAGAUGACUCUACUGGGAGCGUGCAUCGACGACACACUGCUGAGUGUGGACGGGAUCGUGAGCUACUCCAAACUGCCGUCGAUGGCUGUGGUCCAGGGUCAGCUGGUCAGCGGGCUGACGAUGCUGACCUCCCACACCGCCUCCCUGCUGCAGCGCCACCCAGCGCACCUGUCGGCCCUGCUCCAGCAGCACAUCCGGCAGCAGAGCCCGGACAGCGGCGCUGCAGAGGAAGCCACGUAGACUCAGAGGAAAUCACUGAGACUGUUUUCCUUUGCAGACGCUUGGACAACGAGGGAGCGUAGAGUUGGACGAACGCUUCACCAUCAUUUGACUUCAGCAACAAAAUUCCAGGCAGAUUUUCACUGUACCCGCCCAUGGGAUCACUGUUCACUCACACUCGUGGGUAAAGGAUUCUGCAGACUGGACUGGUUUCUGUCUUGGACGGACAAUGCUGCCAAAAUAUCACCGUUGCCCAAGCUCUUACUUUAUUUAAAAUAUUGUCACACAUGAAUAAAUGAUGAAAACUCCA
Molecule: messenger RNA, 1080 nt
Organism: Paralichthys olivaceus (Japanese flounder)
Lineage: Eukaryota; Metazoa; Chordata; Actinopteri; Pleuronectiformes; Paralichthyidae
Gene: mrpl10
Product: mitochondrial ribosomal protein L10
Biological process (GO): translation
Cellular component (GO): mitochondrial large ribosomal subunit
Molecular function (GO): structural constituent of ribosome
Source: RefSeq, a predicted model, not a curated record